AUGAGGAAAACCUCCGAGGAUUGUCUCACUUUGUCUCUAGACUGGAAAGUAGAAGAUGAGGACAUCACACAGUAUAGUCCAGGAGAAAACCCGGCUCCCUCCAAUGUCCAUCCGGCACCACCCAGUGUAGAUGGACCAUCGGAUUCCUCGUAUCCUGAGGAACCUCAGACUGUGCGGGACCGGGCUGACUUUCUAACAGGGAAGAGGUUCUCCUGUACUGAGUGUGGGAAGAGGUUCUGUUCUAAAUCUGGUCUUAAUGUGCAUGAAAGAUCUCACACGGGGGAGAAGCCAUAUUCCUGUCCUGAUUGCGGGAAAUGUUUUUCAGUGAAGUCCCAUCUUUACAGACAUCAGAGAUCUCACACAGGUGAGAAGCCAUAUUCCUGUCCUGAGUGCGGGAAAUGUUUUUCACAGAAGUCCCAUCUUUACAAACAUCAUAGUUUGCACACGGGUGAGAAGCCGUAUUCCUGUCCUGAGUGCGGGAAAUGUUUUUCAGCGAAGUCCAGUUUUUCUAGACAUCAGAGAUCUCACAAGGGUGAGAAGCCGCAUUCCUGUCCUGAGUGCGGGAAAUGUUUUGUAGAAAAAUCAAAACUUGUCAAACAUCAGAGAUUUCACACUGGGGAGAAGCUACUUUUCUGUCCUGAGUGA
Molecule: messenger RNA, 645 nt
Organism: Staurois parvus
Lineage: Eukaryota; Metazoa; Chordata; Amphibia; Anura; Ranidae
Source: the annotation of a GenBank genome assembly